UCCACUUGCUUCUCAUCACUCCGUCCGUUAUUAUUCAUUUCUGUGUAUGGGCAAGGAGGGCUAACAUGGACUCUUUUGGUCUUUUUAUCCUUCUAAUGCUUCAGUGUUUCCAGUGGACAGCUGCCCACGCCGCUGGUAAGACUGAUUUAAGUCAUAAUAUGCAUUUUUGUGAGCUUUGUUAUGCUUUGAUAUUUAUGUUGUGAUUGUUUUUGAUGGUUAGUGUAUACUUGAGGAGUAAUAACUUUACUGAAAGAAUAGUUUCUGAGGACAAAACAUGCUCAGUUCUUUUUGAAUUGUUCAAAAAUAGCAAAGAUUAAAAUGAAAGUUUUCAUUAUUAGAAGAUAUAAUCAAAUCAUUAAAUCACACCAAAUUAACUCUUCAAACUUAGAGCUUUGUGAACUUGAAAAUAACACCUUAACUUAACUAAGACGAAACUAAGAGUUUUUGUCUUCUUUUAUUUCUUUCCAGAGGAUAUUACUUGGACCUACAAAGGUAAGUUCAAGUUUAUUUGUACAGCAAAUCUCAUUCAAAAGCCAUUUAAAGUCAGGCGCAGAGUAAUACAAAAAGACAACAUCAGAGGAGAUGGUAACCCGGAUAUAAUGUAUAAUCUGUGGCUACAUUUAUAAGAGUUUAAUGACCAGGAACCAAAUCCUGAAGUCACUUUUGAAACAAUGAGGUGAAAAGUUCAUGUUUUUUUUUGACUGAGUCUGUUGGUUCAUAUUUCUGAGUUUAAUGUCAAAUAAAUCAAAAAUCAGUACAUCCCAAUCUGACAUUGUCCUGAAAACAGUUUAAACUUUGGCUUUAAUUCACUUUUUCUCCAUAUUUAACCUUAUUUGAAAGCUUGUGUGAGUUUGAAGGGAUUUGUGCUCUCCCCCAUUUCAUUUCUUCUCCCUCUGUUUUCCCUUCUUCCCUCUCUGUCUGUAUUAGUUACAGCUCAACAGGCUGGCGUGAGCACAGCACUCACACAGAGAUGAUGAAGGGGUGGAGGGAGAUAGAGGAGGAAGAAAGCAAGAAAAAAAAAGGCAGAUAGAGCGAGGCGGGCAGAGGAGGGAGGCAGGUGCACGAGGGCGAGGGUGUCUGAUGGAGAGAGGGAGAUGGGACGGGAUGAAGCAAAAGCAUACCGAAUCGUGCUCUUGUUGCGGCGCACAAUAACCUAUGUGUUUAUUGUGUGGUGGACGUACACUGGCUGAACUAUGCUGUGGACAAUGACAUUGUGGGAAUGAAUGGGGCACACAGGCCGCUACCCUCUGCAUGUAGUCUAGAGGACAACACCAAUAAACAGUGCAUAUGGCAAAGUAUGGAGGCUGUGCCUGGGGCUAACUGGUAGCUAUAGACAGACUGUUGAAGGAUAAUUACAAUAGAUAUAAAGACAAGUGUACUGUGAAGAAGCAACUUGUGUAUGUUGUCAAAUUUUAUGGGCAAAGAUGUCUCUCAUUCUGAAAGGUCUAAUUAGAGUUUUUUGGUUCAAAAUUUGCAAAAGAAAAGUCACAAAGAUCUUUUCACAGUUUGCGCAUUGUUUAAAUCUCAAAAUCUGAGUGUGUGAGAGUCAUGUAUGUGAGGCGCACGUACAGAAUACAUCUAUAGGCAGAUCAGGCAUUAAAGCUUCUUAAGCAGUUGUUAGCUGGUUAGAGAGCAGAACGAAAUCAACACAGAUACCUAAUUUUGAGCCACAAAAGCAGAAGAAGAAAGAUUUGAACAGAGUAGUUGUGAAUGUUUACACCUGCUGCCGUAGAAUAGAUGUUGUGCAAGGUGGUUAACUUCACACUGCUGAACAAAAACAGCCUUUUACAUGAACAGCACAAAUCAGAAAAGAGAGGAGAGGUACUAAUUUGUCCACACAGGGGGGACUGAAAUUGACGAAAAUCAAACUUUUCUGAAUGAAUGAUAUGGGGGCGAGUGUAUUGUGCAGAAAAAUGGUGAGAAAUCUGAAGACUUAACAUAAGUGCACGCCUGCAGAGAUAGACUCAUUUUGAGCUGUGGGAAGUUUGUGCUUUGUGGUCCAGAGAUUCAUCCGCAGUUUGCAUCGUGCUCAAGUGUGAGUGUGUGUCAGGCAUGUUGUGUGACAUCUUAUUGCAUGAUGUGGCUGUUUUUGAGCUCGUUAGCUGCAGUGAAACGGUCCCUUUGUGAGGCUCAACAUUGUUCUUCCACACACAAAAGAGCUGAGUUGCACAGCUUCAGGACAUCAUGACAUUGAAGAUGGUCAACCCCACGUUCCACCGUAGCCUCAUCACACUCUGGUUGAGUGAAGCUGCCUAUGCGUAGGUGUGUGUGUGUGAGUGUGUCUUUGUUAUGUGUUGUAUUCAGAGCAGGGGUAACAUGCUAGGGCUGAGGUAGAGCAAGCGCAAAGGGUCAGGAUUUUCAGCCUCGGGUUACCAUGGAGACUUCCAUGACGACCGAUGGUGGGGCCACAGGACCGACUUUUGAAGUCGUGUCUUGGUGCAGGGCUUUGCUGUGGAGGGUGGAGAAAGGUUGGGGACAGAGAACAGAUUAGAGGUGGGGGUUGCUGGCAGCACGAGAGGAGGUGUGGUAUGUGUUGUUUACAUCUCUAAUAUUCUUAUUAACGGUGGUACAGGACUUAUAUUCAGUCCGGGGUUAAAUCACACUCACCAUUUUCCACAGCUAGAUAAUGUAAACAUGCUCACUACAUACAUUUGUAAAACCUGAAAUAGCGAGAUUCGUCCUGAAUCCCUUUUCUCGCACUCAUGCUGACACAUUUUUUGUCAGUGGUGUGCCGUUUUCUAAAGCAUUCCUCUCCUUUGCAAUUGAAAUUCAGAUUCUUUUCCUCAUUCUUUCUCUUUCAGAGUCUUUUUUUCUGUCUUUUAUUAAGCAAUGUGGGGAGAGUUUUUUUUUUUACCUCAGAGGACCAGGGCCUCAUUUACACUCCUCUCCCCUCAGUUACAUUGUCAAUAUUUACCUAUCAGUUUGAAAUAAAAAACACUAUUUUUGGACACAAACUGUUAUAUUUAUAUAUAAUUAGGAAUGUAAAAGGGGACAUAUUUUAAAGUGCUUACACAGUAUGCACAUAAUGUUCAUACGUACACAUCCUUUAUAAGACUAAUAUAAAAGCACUAGAUGUCAUGUUAACGCACCUUAAAACAAAAGACUAAUUUUGUGAUAUCUAUAUAAUAAUAUUUUCAGCCAUAAUCUAUUUUUUUUAUCUCUUCAUUUAAUGUAAGUUGGUUUAUUUUCUCAUAAAGCUUUAAUGAUGUUUUAAUUUUAUAAUUAGUGAUUAAAAAACUGGAAAAACUGUAUAUUCUACUUGAAAUUUCAAACAUUACUUUCGCAUGUUUGAAUAAAAUACUUGAAGUUUAUCUUGCACGUUAACGCCACAGAAACCUGUAAUGCUUAUUCAAUAAUUUCCUUUGUUUUACAAAUCUAUUUUCUGCAUUCAGUCAUAGAUCAAAAUAAUCUUGCUGCAGGAUAAAAAUUUUCCUUUAAAUUCCUUUUAAAGUUGCAAAAAUGUGAUUUUUGCAACUUUAAAAGGAAUUCUCUGUGAACAAACCGGUGUGUUUAUUUCUUGAAAAGCAAAAUGACAUAAUGAAAUCAGAGAAUAAUCUACUGUUUACUCGAGGAAGCUUACAGAUUUCUAUAAUUAUGGGAUUUGAACUGUAAAAUGAUCCCUUUUAUCCUUGAGCUUGCGGGUAACCAUGUCGGUGUGAUGUGCAUGUUUUCUUCUUUCGAGCUCGAUAUCCUUUUUUUUCUACCAUUACGUUAUUAAGCGUUCAAUACAACAAAGAGUUUUAGCUGAUAUUAAAAUUUGUUGCAAUCUUAUUGAGUCGGUAUAUAGCAAAGAGAGAACUAUUCCCCACCAAGCAUCACUGAAAACGUUGUCGAAACGUUGACUAAGGACAUAGAAAAAUUUCCUUUUUUUCUCUUUUGGCUUUUUAAAAUAUCAAAAUAAAGUUAUAGUUUAAUUAAUUUUGAUUCAGUCUGAGGAACAGGGGUCUGGAUUUGUCCUGCACUGUCAGCACUAUAAAAAGAACACUUCAUCUUCUAAAUGUUUCAAUCACGAAACCGAUUAUAAGUGGCUGACAUAACAGAUCACGCAAUCAUAACUGUCCCUGGAAAAAUGACAAUGAAACCAUAGCAUAAGUUUUUCAAGCGGACCUCCAUGAAGCUGUAAACUAGAGAAGACAUAGGGGAUUAAUUGUCUUGCAUAAUUACUGUCUGAUCAAUGGAGUCUUUUUUACUGGAUGACUGGGAGCCGGUGAGCUGUGUAAUUUCGUGACAUCACUGUUUUUGUCUUUCCCCUCUUGUCAAAGGCUUGGUGGGUCAGACCGAGUGGUCAGAGUAUUUCCCCGAAUGUGGAGGUUCUUCUCAGUCUCCCGUUGAUGUGGUAACCACACAGACAAAAUAUGACCCCAGUUUGAUCCCUUUGAACCCUCUGGGCUACGAUCAACACGGAAACAAGCCUUUUAUUCUCUCCAAUAACGGACACACAGGUAACUAUGGUGGCCAGUGGAUUUAUAGCUCUGUGUUCAAAUCUAUUUCAGGGUUAUGGUUGAUCUGUUUUUACUGCAUCAACCUCAGAUAUCACCUGGCAACAAACUUUUUACUCUGCUUAUAAUAAAUUCGAUAUUUCUUAUCAUUUAUAUUCUUUUACCUUUCUUCAUAUCCCAGGGUAAUAUUUCUCGUCAGACUAUCUUUCCUCCUUAUGUUUCUUCAGUGGUGAUUGAGCUGCCAGAGUGGAUGGGUAUCGGCGGGCUUCCAUGGCUCUUCACAGCGGUGCAAUUACACCUCCACUGGGGCAGCGGCGGGCCGGGCCACGGGGGCAGUGAACACACUAUCAAUGGACAGAGUGCCAAUGCAGAGGUCAGUGAGAAGUGAGAUGAUGGUGGACUGGAUGAAAGGCAGUUCAAUAUUUUUGACCUCUUGCAACAUCAAUCACUUAGACUUUAUUUGUAGAGAUAAAAAAUAAUAAUAAAAAAAACACAGGAUGACACUCACAGAUCAGCUAAGAAAUAAAUAACCUGAGAUAAAACAAAUAGAUAAUUAAAAUAAGAAAAGUAUAAGAUAAGGGUGAAUAAAUUAGACAAAAAUAUAGGGUAGAAACAAUAUAAAAUAAAUAAAUAAGUUGAUAAAUAGAGUCACCUGAAUAAGGUAACACUCAGUUAAAGCCACACCAAAAAGGAAGGUCUUUAGUUUGCUUUUAAAACUGUAAUACAGACUGUUAUAAUAAAGAGCUGGUAUUGAUCAAAUAUCACACAAAGAUUCUUCACCUGCUCACAUGGAUUAAAAGACAGUGCUUGAAGUUUUGUAUCCAGUCUCCUUCUCUGACAACUAAAAGCCAGAGUUUGAGUUGUAAAAAGUUCCCUGCCAUCCAUGACUUGAUCUCUAAAAUACAAUUAAAAAGGGAGUCAAUAGGCCCUGUAAACAUAAAGCUGUGUAUCAUCUGCAUAGCUGUGGAAGUUGAUGCUGUACCUCCUGAUGACAUUAAAAAAUAUAAAAUAUUCACAACAUACACCCACCGGCCACUUUAUUAGGUACACCUGUUCAAUUGCUUGUUAACAGAAAUAGCUUAUCACAUAGCAGCAUGUGAGCAUUUAGGUAUGUAGAUGUGGUCAAGAUAAUGUUGUGGUCUGAGUAUUUCAGGAACUGCUGAUCUACCUGGAUUUUCACGGUUCAGGCUGCUGCUGAUAUUGAUGUGAUGGUGUGGGGAAAAUUCUCUUGGCACACUUUGCGUCUCCUUAGUACCAACUCAGCAUGGUUUAAAAGUCACAGCCUACCUGGAUGUUGUUGCCGUCCAUGUCCAUCACAGUGUAUUCAUCUUCUAAUGGCUACUUCCAGCAGGAUAACGCUACAUGUCCCAAAACUCAGAUCAUCUCAAACUUGUUUCUUGAACAUGAAAGUGAGUCGACUGUACUCCAGUGGUCUCCACAGUCACCAGAUCUUAAUCCAAUCGAGCACCUUUGGGAUGUGGUGGAAUGGGGGGUUUACAUCAUGGAUGUGCAGCCAACACUUCAGCAGCGCCUGCGUGAUGCUGUCAUGUCCACGUGGACAAAAAUCUCAGAGAAACGUUUCUGACACCUAGAUGAAAGAAUGCCACGAACAAUUAAGGCAGCUCUAUAGGCAUGAGGGGUCCGACCCGGUACUACAAAAGUGUACCUAAUAUAAUGGCUUGUGAGUGUAUGAGGCUAUUGGAAUGAUAAUAAUACUACUUUACAGUUAGUGUCAUUUUUCUAAUGGAAAUGCAAACAGCAGCUCAAAUGUGAUGAACUGUUUACCUUGUGAGAAAUAAACAGAAUAAGUGAAGGUUUUAAAUGAAUAAAAUAAGCACAUCUAUCACCAUUGCUUCUAAAUGGACAUAUAUCUACAUACUCUGAAGUAACAAGAUUUGAGGCCUUCUUUCUGAUCUAUUCGCUGUUUAUAAAACCUGCCAUUACUAGAUUAGACCUGGCUCCUGCUCUAAAUUGGUGUAUCGCAACACUAUCAACAGUACUGAACUUUGAGAAUAAGCCAAAAAAAGAACUAACGAAAGAGGAAAAUAUAAAGUCUAGAUUUAUCAGGAAAAGAAAAAGAAAUAAUGUAGAGAAAAAUGUUUCUGUAAGUUGUCUCAGAGCUGCCGUUCCUGCCCAUCUGUCGGUGUGCAAGCUUGCCAACACACCUUUUCCUGGAGGGUUGGAGGACAGAGAGGUUUUAAAAGAACAGCCUUCCUGCAGAGUUGAUGAAAUGAUAGAGAGAAAAAUAAGGGAGAGGACAAUAAACCAGGCUUGCGUGAGUGGUCUUGUUACAUAAUGAGACAAUUAAACUCUUUUUCAUCCAGAUCAGUCUCCUCAACCCUCUUUCAUUUCUUCAGUCAUGCUCCUGUGAAUCAAUUUGGGUGUGCUCGCAGCUAUCUAUCUUAAGACUGAGAAGUCAGCAUGUCUUUUUGGUUACCGAUUUUUUGUCUUCCUUUCUCCAGCUGCAUGUGGUUCACUACAACUCUGAGCUCUAUCCGAACAUGUCCACAGCCCUGACAAAGAGAGACGGCCUUGCUGUUUUAGGGAUUCUCAUUGUGGUAAUAAAACAAUGCGAACAAACUAAAGCGAUACAUAACUUCAUUAAAGAAUAAGUAGUGACUGUAACCUUGUCCCAAACUUGUUAGCCUAAAGUUUGUUUUCCCAGACAGGUGAAGAGACCAAUCCGGGAUUCAACAGCAUCCUCAACUAUUUGAGCCGCAUCAGACACGCAAGUAUAUCAUAUUUAAUUCUUUAAAACAAACUUAGUGUUUAUUUUACAGAGAAUUCAAAAACAUAUAAAAAUGUAUUUCUAUUUAGCCAUUUUCAUUUUGGGAUCACUGAGAUAAUUUCCACCUCUGAUAAUCUCUGUAUCACCUCUUACACCUCCUGGCAGAUCAGAAAGUUCACAUCCCAGCCUUUGACGUCAAGUCUCUGCUCCCUAAGGAUUUAGGGCGCUAUUAUCGCUACAACGGCUCCUUAACCACGCCGCCGUGUUACCAGAGCGUCAUCUGGUCUCUGUUUCAUGAGAGGGUUCAAAUCUCAAAGGCACAGGUAAGACUGAAACACUGAGAUUGUUAAAGUGGACACAAUGUACCUAAACUGAUUGAUCGUGUCAGACCUGAUCACAUUUGCACUCUUCUGUUCUCCAAACGGAUCCAAGAUGCUUUGAUAUCCAAAGCUUUAAUAUUUCUGAGGUUGGAUACAUUUACCUUAGUUUGCCCAACACAAACUGUUGAUGUACUUAUUCACCGUCUUCUCUUCCACAACCCACAGCAAUGAUGUUUCAGAAACAGACUCGAAAAACAAUCACUGAAUUAUUCACCCAUAUCAACCGACACAUGCUAAUAAUCUCAUUAAUAAUCACGUUUGGAUCCAAUUUAAAUUUAGAAGAGUGUAUCAUUAAAUAUAUUUUGUUAUCUUUCACUAUUUUGUGAGUUUGAGUGGAAGACUGAACCUGAAAAAGACCCCGGCAUGAAUUUUUCUUUGCGAUGACUGUAUCAGGCAAGAAUGAGACCCUAGACACAGGUCUCCUCAGUCCCAGACAUUUACAUUUAGUGUUGUUAAGAGAAGCGGCGGUAAAAAUGCAUCUGCCAUGCCUUUUUUGAAACAUUAUUUGGUUGCUACAGUAUCAGAGCCAAUGUUAAACUUUGGUUUUCCUAUUCACUGUAAUUUAAGUCUGUAGAUUUUUCACUGCCUCCUCUCUACUUCAGUUUACCUUUUGUUUGAAGUUUGGUACAGCUCCGGCCUAAUUCUAUUAUCCAUCUCUCUUCUUUCUCUUCACCCGUCCUUUGCAGCUGCUGAGGAUGGAGACGUUACUUUACUCAAGCAAAUCUGAAGAGCCAGACAGGAUGCUGCUGCAGGACAAUUACCGUGCAACGCAGCCGCUCAACCACAGGGUCGUCUUCGCCUCCUUCACUGCAGGUCAGACAGACCACAUGAUGAGAGUAAUAUCUGUUUGUGCUUUAAAUGAAGUCUGCAUUUCUAGUAAUAGUGAAGCUGACGAAUAACUGCUGUGAUCACCAGUAUUUUACUUAAAAAACAACAUGUCCACCGCUGGAAUGUAACACCAGCUUGCUGCUCACAAUGCAAACCAUUACAAGCCAGAGGGUGCAGACUGAAGCUUGCAAUAAGCACCACCCGUGCAGAGCACAGAAAGUGGAAUGCAUAAAAAAGAAGGAUUACCUAUAACUUUGCCCGAGGUAAAAAUCUAAGCCUGACAGGACAGACAGAAAGUCAAAAAUAAAGGCAACUGGUGGGAAAACACGAGGAGCUGUGUUUGUUUGGGGGCUGAUUAGAGAGGAGGAUUUGCAAAAACUGAACACUGACUCCAUUGUUAGCUCGCACGUCUCACUGAGGAAAGAGGGAGAGGAAGAGGAGACACAGAGGAGUGAUAGAGGGAGACAGAGUGGUAGACAAAGACAAAGAAGAGGGAAUUUGUGUAAAGUGCCUUUUGUGGUGAGUGAGUGAACUGGAAGGCCUGUGAAAUCAGCACUGCUGUCAAAAGCAGCAAUGGUGACCUGACAUAACAUCUUCAACCAGCUGGAUUGCAGAUUCUGCUGACAUAAACCAACAGAUCAGUGUCCAUCAGCUAUGAGGAGGAAGGAUAAAACAGAAAUCUGUGAUUUUCUAACAAAUUCAUUUUUCUUUGUUGUAGAAUCAGGGCAGGAGCUCUCCUCCGGUAAGAUUGUCACUUUCAUAUUAUCCUAUUAUUAAAGUCGUGCAAUUGAUGCUUUUAAAAGUUUUCCUUCUUCUUGGUAACCUCUGUGUAUUUUCCUGCUGCAGGUGAAGUCACAGCUAUAGUAAUAGGAGUGAUGUGUGGCUGCGUAGGUCUGGCAGUGAUUGUUCGCUUCAUCGUAAAGACAAUACGGUAAGAAGCUGAAACGCAUUCAUAUCAGCAGCCCGUUUGCUGCUCUGUUUCUGUUGGCUGGAGCUGAGUCUGGCCACCAGUCUUCUGCUUCUCUGGUUUUUACUGGGCGACCUGGAGUAACUCUCACUUUGAACGUCUCUUCUUGACCUCUAUCUUUCAUAUCUUGGCAGAUUUUUUACCAUCCUCCACAACGAAACAGUCGCGGUAAACAGGUGGUUUACCUGAUAACAUAACUGACAAGGAUGCGUGAAUUCACUACUGACAGUUUUUUAAUGAAAUGUUCCUUUUUUGCUGCACAAAUAUCCCUGAAUGCUGAUCAAGGGUCAAUAUUAUGUUGCAUUAUUUAAAUUAACAAAGAAGUAAGGCUGAAGAAGAACCUUAUGUUGUCAAAUUUAAAAUAGAAAUAUUAUAGAUUAAAGUCAAACACCACAGAGACUAAGUCUAAUCAACAUUAGUAUGGUAAGGGCCUGUGUCCACUUACAGCGUGUUUUGCUAGUAGCAUCUACAGCAUCUAUUUCAGAGCACCUCUUCCUGGAGUUUAAUGUUGCUAGGUUACAAAGGUUUUGCCACGACAUUUCCACUUCCCUUAGUCAUUUGGUUCUAAUGCUCUGUGUGCUUUACCUUUGAAAUGGAAGCUAAAUUGGUGCUAAUGGCUAGCCUCAGACAAUUUUUGCAAAGGUUUAACUUGAGUCAUUUUGUGUCUUUCUUAAUAUCACUGUAAUAGCUGAAAUAAUGGUCAAAUAAAGAGUUUUUAGAGCAACAAAUUAUACAAAUAUACACUUAUAUAGGUGUCCCAGACCGACAUAAUCGAAGAUGAAAAUGAAUGUAACAUAUCCCCUUUAAAAGCAACUCGUAGAGAAAUUGUGUUGAAGCAUCAGCAGUAGUCUUCAAAAGUGCGUGGUCAACUACGAGUGUCGUUAGUUUCUCUCAUGUUGGACCUUGACCUUCACUGUUGACAAAGUUGAUAUUAGAAGUGUCACCCCUCCUUGAUUUGAAAUGAUUGGUAAUAAAGUAGAAGACAGAGACAGUGUCCCAAAAGUUGAACUAUUUUCAAAUGAGAGGACAAUGACAAAAAAUGAGCAAGUGAUGCUGAGAUUGUUUUUGAACUUGAGAUUUUAACUGCUGUUGAUGGUAAAAUACAUUAGUUUGUUCUGAAAAGUAGACACUGCCAAUGAAAAAAAAGGCAUUAAUGGAAACAGGCCCUAAAUGUUGAUGGCUGCUUUUGGUCCACAAAUUUAUAUAUGUACCAGUCAAUAUGAAAAAGUUACAUCUAAUUACAUCUACACGUGUCGGUGUACGCUGUGUCUACAAGAGAACUGACAAAGUGGGAAUGCUUCAGCUUAGUGUACAAGAAAACAUGAUCUAAAUUAGACGAAUGUGCAUUUAUUCAGACAAACUCAGUCAGGUGAAAAAGAUCUAAUUAUAUAACAUGUGCUGGCCAGGAUUUAGUGUUGGUUGGGCUCUUAUAGAGAGUUGGUAUAUGUGUAAUCCUCUUUGAAAGAUUUCCACAUUGACAUUUAAGCAACUUCUAAGAUCAGCGCUUAGGAUCAUCUGAUACUCUUACCUCUGUUGCUGUAACAUUGCUGUUACCUAACUCUCUUUGCAUACUGUCUCACCUAAAUAAAAAUAUGUUUUGAUUUUCCCUGAGUGAUUCAAUCGACUGCUUCGAUCAUGGGUUCCCAAAGAUCCUGAAACAUGAAAAUUGAGCCAUGGUGCAAAAUCUUUGAGUCUUAAGUAUUGAGGACUGAAACUAAAUGAGGUUUCAAAGUGAGAUACGCAAGAAAUCUUGCUCUCACUGUCCAAUGUGGGAAAAAAAGACUAAGAUCUCCAGGGGACUCUACAUCCUACUUUGGGAACCCUUGACGUGAAGCAGUAGGAAUAAGAUUUUUUGAUUAUUGCAAACCCUCUCUUUGAAAUGUUCAAUCUCUCUGUUUUGGUCAUGUGAUUUUGUCUCCUGAUCUGCGACAGCUCUACCUCUAGCUGGGAUGUCCUACACAAUAACCGGCCCGCUCCCAUGCCAAGGUUACUGUUCGAAAUGAUCACCUUUGACCUCAACCUUCACUUGACCACUUCUCUUUACAUUAACCACUCAUUCAUAGUGACUGAUCCUUCUGAGCUAGACUUUAACCCCCCUUAGAUUAUUAGAGCUUAAAGACAUUCCUCUGACUGAGAAGAGAGUUCUUUUAUACAUGUAUGUACUGUGUGGACUGUAUGGACCGUAUGUACAUUACAUACUUACAGCAAAUCUCACACAAUUAGCUGUCUUCAACAUUCUUCAACACCAUCAGUGAGACGUCACCAGAUCAAUCCUUUAAUCUUGUAGUUUUGUCAGCUGCUUUUUCAAACAGUGCAUAUACAGUACAGCCACAAAUGUUCACUUAACGCAGGCUUAGUGGCUGUUUCCACUACAGCAUUAACACAACUCUUUUGUUUGUUUCUUAUAACAAUAAUUGAUCAAACUUAUAAAUAACCUAAAUUGAUUGUGUAUGUAUUUUCUGGCUAGCAGCUUUUAAUUCAACAUCUAAAACUCCACCCACGAGCUACCAGAACCCUCAACUUCCUUAGCUUUCCAUGCAUUGCUUGACACACGAGGACCUCUGCUGGACGUCGUAUAAAAACCCCACCUGGCAGCUAACAUGGAGUGAAUGAGAUGACUCUAACUUUUUGCUUUUCGUGUUACAGGGUGAAGGACCCAGAAAAAGCAAAAGAGAUCAAACAAGACACGGCUCUGAACUCAGCAUCUGCAGGAGAAAAGAAAGAAGAGCCAUCAUCUUCCCCUCAAACAGAACCUUAGGCGACAGCACAGUCAGAUUCAGCUGUUCUCGCCCAGAUACUCGCCAACCGUCUUUAUCGAUGAUACACACCACCUCUUAGGAGGAAGGAAAGACAACUUCUCAUGUUAACGUUAUACGAGGAAAAACAUUUUAUCGAAUGAGAAGUAAACUGGAUGUAGGAGAAAUCGUCUCUGUUUUUGUUGGUUUGUUUUCCACUUAAAUCCAGAGAUAUGGGCUUUCUUGGUAACAGACGUUUGCACAGAGGCACUUGGUUGAAGCAUGUUGGAGUUUUGGCUCCGGGUCAUGUGUUUGCUUCAUGUAAAUAUGAUUCUCUGGUUCACCUCUUCGACUGUUGUUAAAUCUUAUUAUUCCGGCCAUGAAACACACGCACACAGCAUUGUAUGAAAUGUCAUAGACUUGUGAAAGUUUUACAAAUGAUUUCGUACUGAGUGUAAAAAAAUAUGAUUUUCUUUUGCACCAAUUUUAGAGCACUGACACAAAUUGUACAAUAUGAGACACUGGAGGGGGAGGAGGAGUGGCUGCUGAAGGCCUUGAGGGAUUUACAUGUCAUGUAUGAAUUGAUCAUUACGGCUCUAGAGCCCGUUAUGCACAUUAUGUUGUAAAUGAAUCAGUAAUAUUUAUGUACAUGUGUUUGUUCUACUUGAAAAAUGAUUCUUUGAUUCAGAUGUCGUGUUUGUCUGAUUGAUUUUUUUGCUGUAUAUAACUCGUCAAAGUGGGCACCUCAAUAAAAUACUUGAAUCAAGUUGAA
Molecule: messenger RNA, 12849 nt
Organism: Xyrichtys novacula (pearly razorfish)
Lineage: Eukaryota; Metazoa; Chordata; Actinopteri; Labriformes; Labridae
Source: the annotation of a GenBank genome assembly